Triplophysa rosa is the source of this 5540-nucleotide messenger RNA. It is a transcript of the gene baz1a, whose product is annotated as bromodomain adjacent to zinc finger domain, 1A. Gene Ontology annotation, molecular function: protein binding. The transcript has 28 exons. The record is from RefSeq and is a predicted model, not a curated record. The coding region runs from base 198 to 4640 and encodes 1480 amino acids. NCBI's taxonomy places the organism in Eukaryota, Metazoa, Chordata, Actinopteri, Cypriniformes, Nemacheilidae. Gene Ontology annotation, biological process: chromatin remodeling.
UGUCAUGGAAGCUCCACCUCCAGGACUGCCCAGUCGGUAAGUGAACUAGAGCGGAUCAAAACUUGUCGUCAACACGGCACGCGUAAUAUCGCCGCUCGGAGAAGUGGGACACUUCUGUAUUUUUCUUUCUUUUUACAGCCACGUAUCUUGUUCACACCAUAAAAUUGUCUCAGGGUAAGAGAUAAAGAGAAAGAAAGAUGCCGCUUCUUCACAAAAAGCCCUUCGUGAGGCAGAAGCCGCCCGCUGAUCUCAGACCAGAUGAAGAAGUAUUCCUCUGUAAAGUCACGCAUGAAAUCUUCAGGACCUAUGAUGAAUUCUUCGAGAGGACCAUUCUGUGUAACAGCCUGGUGUGGAGUUGUGCGGUGACAGGGAAGCCUGGCCUAACCUACCAGGAGGCUUUGGAUAGUGAGAGGAAGGCCAGACAGAAUCUUCAAAACUUUCCCGCCGAACUCAUGGUCCCCCUCCUGCACCUUACUGCACUUACACACCGCGUACGACUGCACGAGAUAUGUGAUGAUGUGUACACCUACGUCAAAGAGCGCUUCUUUCCCGGAGAGAUGGUAGAUGUUGUCAGUCGUUCUGGUGCCAGACAACACUGUAAGAUAUUGGAGGUCAUACCACCCCAUUCCAAUGGCACAGUCAAUGGGCACGUCAAACAUCAUAUAGAGGGCGACUCGAUCGUCAUCAGUGACAGCGAUGAAGAGACCAAAGUCACUUCUCCCAAGACACCAAAUGGCAGGAAGAAAGCCAUGAGUCCAUCUUUGUUUAAAUACAAAGUUCAGCCUGUCAACCCUGAGGGUUGUGAGCCUUUAGUAGUGAAACAUGCUCUGAUUUGUCGUAAGAAAAACGUUUUUAGUCGAGACAGACUGAGGCUGCUUCUUAAACAUCACUGUGAACCGAUAAACGGGACCAUCAGACUCAAGCCAUCAACAGUUGCAAAAUAUAAGUUAUCCGAACAGAAUCUCUCGCACUUCUUUCCCGACGAGCCCCCAGUGUUUGCCUUCAGUCCACCAGGAAAGGGCAGAGGUCGUCGUCCAAAUGAUGCCUCUCCAACUGAGAUGAAUUAUGUCGAGGAGAAAUUAAAACAGAUGCAGCAGAAAGAACCGAUGAUGUCAAUGGAAAAAUUCAAGAGAGAAAGAGAAGAUCUAAUGGAGGCUAAAAGGAGAGAGAAAGAGGACAAGGAGAAGAGGAAAGAGGAAAUGAAGAGGAUCGUAGAAGAGGAGAAACAGAGAAGAAAAGAGGAGAAAGAACGAAUGAAGGUGGAGAAAGAGAGGGAACGAGAGAAGCUAAAGGAGGAAAAGAAAAAAUAUGCAGAGCGACUGAAAUUAUGGAGUAAACCUCGAGAGGACAUGGAGUGUGAUGACCUAAAGGAGCUCCCAAAUCCAUUGCCAGUUAAGACACGUCUUCCUGCGGACCUGUUUGGAGAUGCUCUGAUGGUGCUAGAGUUUCUGCAUGCAUUUGGAGAGCUGUUUGACCUGAAGGAUGAGUUUCCUGAUGGCAUAACACUUGAGGUUCUGGAGGAGGCAGUGGUCGGCUGUAAUCCUGAGGGGCCUCUCUGUGAGCUGCUUUUCUUCUUCCUGUCAGCCAUAUUCCAGGCUCUGGCGGAGGAGCAGGAGGAAGUAGCCAAGGACCAGAUUGCAGAAGCGGACACCAAAGAUCUUAGUGAGGCUCUGGAGGAUGACGCUGACCCCACUCAGUCUGCCAUCAGCGCUGUGGCGUCUCUGGCUGCUGCCUGGCCACAGCUCUACCAAGGUUGUAGCCUAAAGCAAUUGGAUCUGGACAGUUGUACCCUCUCUGAGAUUCUGCGGUUGCACAUCCUGGCUUCGGGGGCAGACUGCAGCUCCACUAGUGCUAAGUUUCGCUACCAGAAGCAGGGUGGGUUCAGUUCCACAGAUGACCCCUGUGUGGAGCUGCGUCUGUCAAACCAGUGCCUGCUCAAAAAACUCUCCAACACUGCAGUCUAUGACCUGCUUCCAGGAGAGAAGCUGAAGAUCCUUCAUGCUCUGUGUGGGAAGCUGCUGACUCUGGUUUCCACGCGGGACUUCAUUGAAGACAACGCAGACGAUCAAAGAGCUGCCAAACAGGAACUACGAGAGCUUAAAGCCGAGCAGCAUCGCAGAGUGAGAGAGGAAGCUGCCGAAAGGGUUCGGAAAAGAAAAGAGGAGAAGCUGAGGGAACAAGAGCAGAAGUUGAAAGAGAUGCAUGAAAAACUCAAAGAGGAAGCAAAGAAUGAAGGCCAUGUGGCAGGAGAGGAGAUGGACACCAGCACAGAGAGUCAGGAGGCUCGCACUGAACAACACACGGAUGAUGAGGAGGAACAACCAGUCAAAUCUAAAACAGAAAAGAAAACCAACAACUCCCCAAAAGAGAAGCAGUCUGGUGAGGUUGAAGCGAAGGACAGUCUGACCCCAGAGGAGUUACAGCAACAGCAGCUCAAAGAGAAAGAGCUUCUGAAACGCAUUCAUGAAGCUAUGGCCUGCACCUACAUCCUGCCACUCGGCCGAGACCGCCUGUAUCGCCGCCACUGGCUCUUUCCUUCUGCCGGAGCACUCUUCGUCGAGGAUGACUUCUUUGGUUUGACAGAGGAUAUGCUGGAGCCACGUCCGACUCCUGAACCCAAAAUGGAGGAGGCUCUUUCUGUUGAGAGCCCAGUUAAGACCGCUGAGGACUCAAUACCGGUCCACAACACCUCCCCUCCGGUCAACCGGCCCAAUCAGUGGUUUUUCUACAGCACGGCUGAGGAGGUGGAGCAGCUCAUAGAAGCUCUGAACUCUCGGGGACACAGAGAGAGCACCCUCAAAGAAGCCCUUCUGCAGGAGAAAGAACGCAUCGUUCAGCUUCUGGAUGAGAAAGCUGUUCAGCAUUAUUAUCACUCGGAUCAACCUUUGCCAGAGACCAAAAGCAGUAAUAUCAAAUCAAAGGCUGGCUCACCUUCCUCAGACAGCACUGUACCUGCUGAGCGCUUCAUGGAGAAUCGCCUCAAAGAUCUGCUACUGGAUAUUGAAGACCGCAUCUAUCAGGGAACUUUGGGAACAAUUAAAGUGGCUGACAGAAGUUCAUGGAGGGCAGCACUUGAAAAUGGGAACUAUGAUCUACUGAGCCCUGAAUCCAAAGAGAACCAGACAAUAAAUGGAGAAGAGGAGCCGAUGGAGAUUGAUGAGAACAACUCCAGAGUCAAAGACAGGCUGCAAGAAUUAAAGGCAGAAAGUCAGAGUGUCACGUCCACUAGUGUAAGCACACCUCAGCCCGUCAACAAUACCGUCCGCUUCCUGGCACAAGCCCUGGCUCAGAUAGAGCAGGGUAUAGAGCGCAAGUUUCUCAAAGCUCCACUCGGUGAUGAAGAUUCCAAAAAGGAUCAAAAGGUGAAGAAAAAAGACAAAAAGAAAGAUGACGACCAGUCUAGUGAGAAAGACGAUGGCAGCGAGAGUGGGCGGCAGGUGAAAACCGUGCAGGAGCGCUGGCGCGAGUCUCUGCUGGCCUGCUCCAGUCUGUCACAGGUUUUUCUGCAUCUCUCCACUCUGGAGCGCAGCGUCGUUUGGGCCAAAUCUAUACUUAAUGCCCGCUGCAAGGUGUGUCGAAGGAAAGGAGAUGCUGAGAACAUGCUCUUAUGUGAUGCCUGUGACAGAGGCCAUCACAUUUUCUGUGUUCGCCCAAAACUGAAGGCUGUUCCUACUGAAGACUGGUUCUGCCCAGAAUGCCGUCCCAAACAGCGCUCUCACAGAAUCAACUCCCGCCAGCGUUCCUCCAUCGACUCGGAAGAAGAAAUGGAGGAACAGGAGGAGUCUGAGGAAGAGGACGAGUCUGAUGAGGAAGAAGAGGAGGACUCUGAGGAUGAACAGUCAGAAGAGGAGGAGAAAGAAAGGUUCAAAGAUGUUUCUAAGAAGGUUGCCGUCAAACUUCCUCUCCAGAGCACUAAAGAAGGUCGUUCAAAUAGCAAAUCAAAGCAAGCUGAAUCAGGUCAUUCCACACCUCGCUCUCAGCAGAGCACACCCAAACAAAGCCAGUCUGCUAAUAAAGGAGGCUCUAAAAACUCAGGGAAGAAAGCCACCCCGGUGUCUAACGGCAAACCCCCGGCACGGGCAGGCAGCCGUUCCAGUGCUCGUCUUAGUCUUGAAGUGCUCAAUAAUCGAACAAAACCCAAAUCUAGCAGCCAGUCAAGCCCUGCUGCACAGAAUACAGAGUCCAGAAAGAGAUCCAUUACUGCAGAGGUCUCCCCAAAAGCCAAGAUCGUCUUGGCUCCAACCACUACAUCAUCCAACCGUCGAAGCUCAGGAAGAAACUCGGGUGUCCACGAGCUGUCGGCCUGUGAGUUGCUCACUGUGGAUUUGGUCAGACAUGAGGACAGCUGGCCCUUCAAAAAACUGGUCUCCAGAACUCAGGUGCCUGAUUACUAUGACAUCAUCAAGAAGCCCAUAGCCUUGAGUACAAUCAGGGAAAAAGUCAACAACUGUGAAUUCCAAAGUGCUGCGGAAUUUAUCGCAGAUGUGGAGCUGAUGUUUUCCAACUGUUUGGAGUACAAUCCACGUAGCACCAAUGAGGCAAAAGCUGGUCUUCGGCUCCAGAGCUUCUUCCACUCCGAGCUUCAGAGGCUCGGUUUGGCGGAUCGCGUGACCCCUCCACAGAAGCGGGCACGGAUGUAAACAAAACUUCCACACAAGCCCACCACCUGGCUGAGACUGAAGGCCAAUUCAUAAUCCGAUGUCUAAUUAUGUUGUUCCAUGGCAUUUGCGGAAUGUUCAUGGGCAUUCCAGUGUGGUGUGAGACAAUAAAAAUUGCUACCUACCCCUUGUUCGCAGGAAAAUGAACUUUUAAAGUGCAGAGCUCAAACGAAAUGUCACUCUCACGGAUAUCAAGUGGCAUUUAUUCUUCAGGCAGCCAUGAGAGUUUAAAUCCGCUGUUAUGAAGUCACAUGUCAAUCCCUUACUAGUAGAAAUCAUAAUGUUUUCUUUCUAGGGUGCUGAUGGAUAAAGUUGUGCUGUGAAAAAGUAUUUGCACUGUGUUUUCUGUUAAGUCCUUUUUCAUUCAAAGUUAACUCGGGACUAAAAGCAUUGUGUGUUUUUGUCUGUAAUCUCAAAAAGGUGCAUUUGUAUUUUGUACCUGUGUUUCUAGACUACUGUUUUGUAUAGAUUUUUACAGACUUGAGUCUCUGUUAUAACGAUAAAUCAAGUCUUGCAGCUCAAAGGAACAAAUAGAACUUCUGUUUCGUAGUUGUGAAUAUUUGUAAAGAGAAACACGUUGUUUUUCAGUCAGGUCCCUAUAGCUUGCUUAAACACUACAUAGGAACCAAAAGCAUCCUCUAUUUUGUUAUAUUUCCUUUUCACUUACUGGUUAUUUAUUUAGAUUUGGGUCUAAUUUGCUUGCUUUAUUUAUAAGAUUGUUUUAUAGAUCGUUUGUCUUUUGUAAGAGCAACCAGCUUUGGUUUCAAAAAGCCAAAAGCUGGAUUCAGUAUGUUGGUUUUCCCCCCUUUCAGGUCUUGAGAUCCAUUUUACCUGCUGUGUAAAUUUAUUUCUGUAUUUACAAUAAAUUUUGUUUAUAUUUGG